AUGAAAAACAUCUUUACAAAGCCACGUAAAGGCUGCAGCAAAAUGUAUUCUGUUCUUCAGAGAAUAUGUCAUGGACUAGCCGAUAAAGCCGGAAAGAAAGGCAGACGUGGUAAAGGUGUGAUUCCAUAUCGAGACUCAGUGCUGACAUGGCUGCUUCGCGAAAAUCUCGGUGGAAAUUCGAAAACAGCAAUGAUAGCUGCUUUAUCACCAGCUGAUAUCAACUUCGAUGAGACGCUCAGCACGCUACGCUGUUGUCAACGAAGAUCCGAAUGCGAAACUCAUCCGCGAGCUCAAGGAGGAGGUGAUUAUGAAGCUCAACAUUUAUCUACAAAUACAUGUUCAUCUUCGUUGCUUCUAGGUCAACAAACUUCGUGGAAUCCUCGAAGAGAAAGGUAUCGACAUUGCCGCCGAUGCUCUCAAGCAUCCGAAAAACUCAUUGCUGAGUUGCACGAGACAUGGGAAGAGAAAUUACGAAAGACAGAUGAAAUUCGCAAGCAACGAGAAGAAGAACUGCGAGAAAUGGGAUUGGCUACUGCACAAGAUGGCAGCACUUUGGGAGUGUUUAGCCCGAAGAAGCUUCCACAUCUAGUCAAUCUGAAUGAAGAUCCACUCAUGUCCGAAUGUCUUCUCUAUUAUCUGAAGGAGGGUAUCACAAGCUUCGGAAAUAAGCCUUUGUCAGAGCUGACCUUACUGACUCCAGGCAAUCAUUAA
This is a messenger RNA of Cylicostephanus goldi, 711 nucleotides long. Lineage: Eukaryota; Metazoa; Nematoda; Chromadorea; Rhabditida; Strongylidae. The record is from the annotation of a GenBank genome assembly.